Molecule: messenger RNA, 5008 nt
Organism: Lonchura striata (white-rumped munia)
Lineage: Eukaryota; Metazoa; Chordata; Aves; Passeriformes; Estrildidae
Source: RefSeq, a predicted model, not a curated record
AUGAAGCCCCCCGGGGCCGUGGGAACGCUUCUGCGCGCGCUUGGCCGCCGCGAUGGCCCCGACACGCCGAGGCCGUCCCCAGCCGCCCCCCACGCGUUCCGCGAGCGGAGCCUGCGCCGGGGGGCGCCCUGUGGGGGCUGCGGGACCCCCCUGGGACCCCACGGGCUCGUGUGCAGAGUUUGCAAAGUCGCCGCGCACAAGAGAUGUGAGAGCAAGGUGACGUCACCGUGCCAACCUCUGCCCCCACCGGAGCUGAGGCGGAACACGGCUCCGGUGCGGCGCAGCGAGCGCGUGGUGAGACCCCCGAAACCCCCAAAACCCCCUCGACUCACUGACACCCCACCCCUCCCCGGCUCCUCGCUCGACAGCGCCCCCCAGCGGAGCACCCUGCCCAGGACCCCCCGCGCCCCCAGCCCCGAGGCGUCGCCCCCCCCCCAGCUGGACCUGGCGUUCGUGACCGAGCGGAUCCUGAGCGUGGCGAUCCCGGGCGGCGGCGAGGGCGCGCCCGGGGGGCACCUGCGGCACCUGGCCAAGCUCCUGGGGGCGCGGCACGGCCCCAACUACACGAUCUUCAACCUCUCCGAAAAGCGCCGGGACCUCACACGCCUGAACCCCAAAGUGCUGGAUUUUGGGUGGCCGGAGCUGCUCGCCCCCCCGCUGGAGCUGCUCUGCUCCGUCUGCAAAGCGCUCGAGGGGUGUCUGGGGGGGCACCCCCGCAACGUGGCCGUGCUGCUCUGCAAGGGCAGCAAGGCCCCGGUCGGGGUGGUCGUGGGAGCGUUUCUGCACUACAGCGACGUGUGGGGCAGCCCCGAGCAGGCGCUGAACGCGCUGAGCAUGAGGAGGUUCUGCGAGGAGAAACUGGGGGGGGUCCUGCAGCCCUCCCAGCGCAGGUACACGGAGGAUUUCGGGGAGCUGCUCUCGGGGCGGCUCCGCCUGAACAGCUCCCCCCAGUUUCUGCACCACGUCCUGUUGCCCCCCUUGCCCGGCUAUGACCCCCCCGACGGUUGCCGCCCCUUCCUCAAGAUCUACCAAUCGCUGCAGCUCGUCUACACCUCGGGGGUCUACAGCCCCCCUGCCUCGCAGUCGCUCUGUGUCACCCUGGAACCGGCGCUGCUGCUCAAGGGGGACGUCAUGGUGCGCUGUUACCACCGGCGGCGAGGGGGACGCGAGGCGGUUUUUGGGGUUCAGUUCCACACGGGGACCCUGCGCGGGCCCCGCCUGAGGCUGCGCCGGGACGAGCUGGACCUGGCCUGGCAAGACCAGCGCUUCCCCCGCGACGCCACCGUUGAGUUCAUCUUCUCCUCAGGCCCCGAGAGGGUUGAAGGCUGGCUCCCCCCACGCAGCCCCCCUGCCACCCCAAUCGAUUACGGGGUGCAGGACCCUGCAGUGCGGCGCGACUCCUACGAGGGGCACUGGGACAGCCCUGAGGAGCCCUCCCACACCUGGGGUCCCCUGGAUGGCAGCCCCUAUGCCCGUGUGCAGAAGAAGGGGGGUCCCUCCCCCCCUGCAGGGGACUCUGACUCCCCGCCCCCACCCGGAGCCCCCCACGGACGCCCCCCGCCCCCCACGGCUGCUGAGUGCCGGGAGCUGGAGCAGCUGCUGGGGGGGUUCGGGGUGCGGGGGGACCGCGAGACCCCCGGCCCGGGGGAGGAGCCCUGCGACACCCCUGAACCGCUUGGGACACCCACAGCCUAUGGGACCCCUGAACCACUUGGGACCACGGCACCCUAUGGGAAUCCAACAUCCUACAGCACCCCGAUAUCCCAUGACACCCCCCCAUUCCAUGAGACCCCCGGAUCCCACGAGAUCCCCCCAUCCCAUGGGAUGCCGAUGUCCUAUGGGACCCCAAUAUCCCAUAAGACUCCCCUAUCCCACGGGACCCCCCUAUUCCAUGGGACCCCUGCUCCCCAUAGCCCCCCAGCAUCCUGUGGGACCCUAACACCCCACGGCUUCCCCACAUCCUGUGCAGUCCCCAAAUCCCAGGGGUCCCCCACACCCUAUGACACCUCAAAACCCUACAGGACCCUCGUGUCCCAUGAGACCCUGACACCCCAUGGCCCCCCAGCAUCACAGGGCUCCCCAACUUCCUAUGGGACCCUGGCGCCCCAUGGCCUCCCAGUAUCCCCCGGGAUCCCAAUAUCCCAUGGGGUCACAGUGCCCUAUGGGACCCCAAUAUCCCACAGGACCCCAAUAUCCCAGGGGUCCCCGACAUUCCACGGGACCUCGAUAGCCCAGGGGUCCCCGACAUUCCACAGGACCCCGAUAUCCCAGGACACCCUGGUGCCCAAUAGCACCUCAAUAUCUCAGGGGACCUUAACAUUCCAGGGGUCACUGGUGCCCUACAGCCCCCCAGCAUCCUAUGGGACCCCAGCAUCCCUGGAGACCCCAACUCCGUAUGGCACCCCAACAUCCCAGGGGUCCUCAUCACCCUAUGGGACCCCAAAAUCCUAUGGGACCCCACCAUCUCAUGGAUCCCCAACACCCCAAGGUUCCCACACUCCCCAGAGCCCCCCUCCAGCCCAGAAGUCCCCAAUGUCUUACAGUCCCCUAAUGUCCCACGGGACCCCAAUUAUCCAUGAGACCCUAACACCCUACGGGACUCCCACAACCCAGGAGACCCCAGACCCCCACAGCCCCCUGGCAUCCUACAGGCCCCCAAAACCCCACGGCACCCCAGCAUCCCCUGGGGUCCCAAUCUCCCACAUCACCCCAAUAUCCGAGGGACUCCAGGCCCCCCAUGGGACUCCGAUGUCCCGUGGCCCCCCUGCAGCCCAGAGCCCCCCGGGAGUCCACGGGACCCCCUCACUCCACAGCCCCCCAGCAUCCCAUGGGAUACCAAUAUCCCACAGCCCCCCCGCAGCUCACAGCCUCCCAGUAUCCCCCAGCCCCCCGAGCCCUUGGGCCCCCCCCAGCCCCUGGGCACCCCCGUGCCCUCCCCUGUGCCGCCGAGCCAGCCUGGCUUCCCCCCGAGACACCCCAAAACGGGGAGUGCAGCGCUCGCUCUCCGAGGGGUUCCCUCCGUGGGGAGGCUACGGGCGUCCAGUGACGGGGGGGUACCUUCUUUUGGGGGGGCUCCCGCCCCUCUGCCCCUGCCAGGACUGCCAAGGCUGGGGGGGCAUCUCCCCGCUCCCCACCCGCCAAAUUUAUGGCGGGCAUGGCUGGGGGGGCCCCCCGGCGCCGCCUCUGGAGCCCCCAAAUUGCCCCCAUUGUGGCCGCCCCGGGCUGGGACUGGAGAGGGGCCCCCCUCCCGGAAAGGGGGGCUAUGACCCCCCCGCCAUGGGGGAGCCCCAGGAGCCGGCAGGGCGGCGCAGCCCCAUUGAGGGGACGCCCUGGCCGGGCCCCUCCCGCGGCCCCCCCGAGUCUCCGCGGGCCCCCUCCCCCGGCAGCGGAACGCCCGGCUCGCCCCCGCCCCCGCAGCCGCCCCUGCCCGAGAAGCGGCAUCCCCCGGCCCCGGGGGGGCCCCGGGACCCCUCCUCACCCCAGCGCAGCCCGGGGGGGGCCCAGGGACACCCCCCGGCGGGGGCGGCGCCGGGCGGGACCCCCCCCGGGGGCACCUUCGCGCAGGACACGACCAAGUUCUGGUACAAACCGGGGCUGUCCCGGGAGGAAGCCGUGGCGCUGCUCAAGGCGGCCCCUCCCGGCUCCUUCCUCGUCCGCCGCAGCAGCAGCUUCCCGGGGGCGUUCGGGCUCGCGCUCAGGGUGGGGGUCCCGCCCCCCCGCGCCACCGCCAGAGUGGGGGACCCCCAGGAGCAGCUGGUCCGGCACUUCCUGAUCGAGACGGGCCCGCGGGGCGUCAAAAUCCGGGGGUGCCCCGAGGAGCCUUACUUUGGGAGCCUCCCAGCUCUGGUGCUGCAGCACUCCAUCACCCCUAUCUCACUGCCUUGCACCCUCCGCAUCCCCCAUGCAGAGCUGCAGGAGGAGCCCCCAGACCCCCCAGGACCCCCCAACGUCAGCACGGCCGGAGCCCUCCUGAGGCAGGGGGCAGCCUGCUCGGUGCUGUUCCUGGGCUCAGUGGGGACCGAGGCCCUGACCGGGCCCCAGGCCGUGGCCAAGGCCGUGGGGUCCCUCCUGGAGGGGGCCCCGAGUGCGGAGGGGUCCCCCCGGCCCCCCCCCAGCCCCGUGCACUUCAAGGUGUCAGUGCAGGGGAUCACCCUGACGGACCGGCAGCGCAAACUCUUUUUCCGCCGGCACUACCCCGUGAGCAGCGUCACCCACUGCGGCACCGACCCCCAGGAGCGCAGGUGGGCGAACCCCGAUGGGACCGUGGCCAGGAUUUUCGGGUUCGUGGCGAAGCAGGCAGGGGCCCCGGGCGGGGGCAACACGUGCCACGUGUUCGCGGAGCUGGACCCCGAGCAGCCGGCAGGAGCCAUCGUCACCUUCGUCACCAAAGUCCUGCUGGGGACGCGGCACUGAGAGACAGUGGGGACCCCCUGGCACCCCAAAACCGUCUGGGGACCCCCAAAGCCCCCUGGAACAGAGGGGGUUCAGGGGCACCCUCAAAAUCCAGUGGGACUCUCCCCAUUCUUCACCAAGGUCUUGCUGGGGACACGACACUGAGGGACCCCCAGAAUCCCCUGGCACCUCCAAAGCCAUCUGGGGAUGCCCAAAACGCGCUGAAGGGGAGACAGGGGGACAUGCACAACCAACCCCCCCACCACAAUCACCUUCAUCACCGAGGUCCUCAACACCCCCGAAACCCCCCAGACACCCCUGAUUCGAGGGAGCACAAGGGGACCCCCAUAAUCGUCCUUCCCACCACAUUCAUUACCAAAGCUCUACUGGGGACUCCCAAACUCCCCCUGAGACCCCCACCCAGAGCCCUCCAAAUACUCCCCAGACCCUCCAACCGCCCUUGAAAGCCCCCCAAAACCUCCUACACCCCCCCCAACGACCCCUCAAGUAAAGAAGGAGAGGCUGGUAGAAAGAAAGAGGCAUAGGAACAGCCCCCUGCAAUUUGGGGGAUCCUGGAGGAACCCAAAUAAAUCCACAUUUAUUUUGGUGUAAGAAA